AAAGCCCCUGCCCACCGGAUCCACUGCGAUCGGUGUCCCUGGUGCAUUCCUCUGGGCAGAAGCCUUUCCCCCCAACGACUUCAGCUGGGGCAGACCGUCCGGACACCGCCACCCGGGGACAGUUUCCUGUUUGUGAAACGGCGGGGAGGCCGGAGCUGGCCGGUCUGACCCAGGGCUGGCCGGCGGACGUGACAACAGGCCCUCCCCCUGCCACACCUCCCUGGCGGUGGGGGAGGAUUGCAUUGGGGUUUGGCUGGACGUGACUGGUCCCCUCACCCGCUCCGCGCCUGGGUGUGCUGGGUUGCCCCUCGCUGGAGAUGAAGGAUUUGGGGGCAGAGUACUUGGCCGGUCGUGAAGGGGUCCAGCUCUUUGGAUUGUUGAACCUCUACUUAGAACAGGAACAGAGAUUCCAACCUCGAGAAAAAGGACUGAACUUGAUCGAGGCCACCCCAGAGAAUGAUAACACUUUGUGUCCAAGAUUGAGAAAUGCCAAAGUAGAAGAUUUAAGGAGUUUAACCAACUUUUUUGGAUCUUGCACUGAAACUUUUGUCCUGGCUGUCAAUAUUUUGGACAGAUUCUUGGCUCUUAUGAAGGUGAAACCUAAACAUUUGUCUUGCAUUGGAGUCUGUUGUUUUCUGCUGGCUGCUAGAAUAGUUGAAGAAGAAUGCAAUGUCCCAUCCACUCAUGAUGUAAUCCGGAUUAGUCAGUGUAAAUGUACUGCUUCUGACAUAAAACGGAUGGAAAAAAUAAUUUCGGAAAAAUUGCACUAUGAAAUGGAAGCUACUACUGCCUUACACUUUUUGCACUUAUACCAUACUAUAGUACUUUGUCAUACUUCAGAAAGGAAAGAAAUACUGAGUCUUGACAAACUGGAAGCUCAGCUGAAAGCUUGCAGCUGCCGACUUACCUUUUCAAAAGCAAAACCAUCUAUAUUAGCUUUGUGCCUUCUCAAUUUGGAAGUAGAAUCUUUGAAAUCCAUUGAAUUAUUGGAAAUUCUCUUGCUUGUUAAAAAACAUUCCAAGGUUAAUGACUCUGAGUUCAUUUACUGGAGGGAGUUAGUUUCUAAAUGCCUAGCCGAAUAUUCUUCUCCUGAAUGUUGCAAACCAGAUCUUAAGAAGUUGGUUUGGAUAGUCUCAAGGCGCACAGCCCAGAACCUCCACAAUAGCUACUACAGUGUUCCUGAGCUGCCGACCAUCCCGGAGGGGGGUUGUUUUGAUGAAAGUGAAAGUGAGGACUCCUGUGAAGAUAUGAGUUGUGGGGAGGAGAGCCUCGGCGGCUCCCCUCAACGGGAGCAGGAGUGCGCUUUCUUCUUCAGCCUCGAAGUGGCUCAGACUCUGGGCUUUCCGUCUUAGAGAUCUAACCAUUCUGGGUCCGAAUUUAAAGUGUGUGUACCAGUUUCAAAGCAAUAAAUGGGGUAGUCAGUGGUUUCCUGGUCCAGCUCCCAUCUAGGCAGGAAUUGCAUAGCCUGGAAUACCUACCUUCUAUUUAUUACUCAGAUCGGAUCUGGCCUAUUUUCAUAUUUAAUCCUAAGCCAUCAAAUGGGUUAGUGCCUCUUAAACAGUUAACAGUACUUUAGACAUUGGCACUUUAUUUUUCUCAUUGAUCUUUAGCUACUUGGGGGAGGAGGGAAGGUGCUGAUACCUUCCACUUACUACUUUUUGAGAAGAUUUUUAAAGAUGAAUAGUGUAGUUAAACUUUUUAUAAAGCCUUCAGGUGUCUUUAUGUAAACAGACGGGGAGUGUGCAGGUGCUUCCUUAGCAGGGACAAUGGGUAAUCCUUUACUGGUUUAUCUUAGAUCUCCCCCUCCCCCCACUCUCAGAACAGAGAAUAUACUCUUAAAAUGUCAAACACCUUUUUGGUGAUUUUUUUGUUUUUUAAGUGAUCAAUGUACUCUCUGACACAGACUUUAUAAACUUAGGAAUUACAAUAUUGACAUUUUUGUGACUUUUAGUAUGUAAUGUCUUAACUUUGAGGUUUCUGCCAAAGCGGAAAUAAGCAACAUACUAAUAAGGUUGUUAGACAGUUGCAUUCCUAAUGCCUAAGUGUUGUCAGACUACAGUAUUAUUUUAAUGUUUUAAAAACAGUCCAUGAUCUGCUGGUUUUGCAUGUACCUGUAUGAGAGCAGUGCAGGAGGCUGAACAGAAUUAGGUAACUAUGAAAUUGAUAAAUGUUGGUCUGGUAGCACAUUUUAUCUCAUUUUCUUAUAUUAAAAAGGUCUGCAUGAUUACAGUUUAUUUCCUUUGUCAUUCACAUUUCAGAAAUAAUGGUAUUAGUAUAUGGGUGCCAAGACUGAAUAUGAAGUGUAAAAAAAAACUUAAGUGUUUGUAGUGUUAUAGUUUUAAGCAUAUCUGUGUGGUGGUACAGCCAUAAGAAUAGGGAUUUAUAAACUCUGUGCACAUGAGAUUUUGUACAGAGAAUUUUUUUUAACUUUAUAAACUGUAUAUGAAAAUGUAAAUCUUUAAAAAUGUACAUAAAAAUACUGUUAUUUUUUUACCGUGUGUGAUAGUCUAGUCAUUGCAUGUAAAUAUAAUUUAUUGUGUAUUCUGUAUUAUAAAUCGUAGUGAUGACUUACUUUUUCUCUGGUAAGUCAACAGUCAUUGGAUGUUUUCUGAAGUGGAUCUUUUUGAGAUAAUAAUAGAUACAGCUCAAAAUAAAAAUAUUAAUGAAUUGUA
Molecule: messenger RNA, 2672 nt
Organism: Vicugna pacos (alpaca)
Lineage: Eukaryota; Metazoa; Chordata; Mammalia; Artiodactyla; Camelidae
Gene: CCNG2
Product: cyclin G2
Source: RefSeq, a predicted model, not a curated record